AUGCGUUUCAAUAUCCUGGUGGGCUUCGGCCUUCUGGCAGCCGAGACUGCCCUUGCAGUCCCCUGCCCACCGGCAAGCACCGCAACCCUCGAUGUGACUACUACUGUUCUGUCAACGAUGAAUGUCACUGAUGCGGCGACGGGCACUAUUACAAUGACGGACACUGUGCUUGAGACCAAUAUCGUUAACACAACGGCCGUUGUGACCUCUACAGAGGUGGAUCUUGUUGCUGUGACAAGUACUGCAACUGUCAACGCCACAGAGACUGAGUUUGCUACUGUCAACUCAACGGUCAUGUUCACUUCUACAGAGACUGAUCUGGCCACUGCCACUGCCACCACAACUGCAACUGUCAACUCUACUGCUCUGUUUACCAUUACAGAGACAGAGGAGGUGACCAGCACCGAGACUGAAACUGUUAACAACACAGCUCUGUUCACGACCACUGAGAUUGAUGUCGAGACUAGCACCGAGAGUGCUACAGUCAACUCUACGGUACUAUUCACGUCCACAGAGACCGACUUCACCACGUCGACCGACGCAACUACAGCUACAACUGUUGUCUUCGUCACAAACUCAACUACCGUGACCCAGACUUCUACUGUCAAUGCUACAGAGACAGCCUUUGAGACUGAUACAGUUUUCACCACUGCUACAGUGAACACUACUGCAACUGUCAAUACCACGGCUACAACCGUUGAGACCAACACGGCUUUCGUUACUUCUACUGUUGAUACCACUGCAACUUUAAACACCACGGCCACGGAUUUCGUCACUGCGACCGUCAACACUACAGCCACUGCAUUCGAAACUGAUACAGCUUUCACUACUGCAACAGUUAAUACCACCGAAACAGUCAGAACGACAUCGGUAGUGUUUGCAACAGCAACGAUUAACUCCACAUCUACAGAGUUUGUUACUUCAACUGUCAACACUACUGCCACUGCUUUCGAAACAGAUACUGCGUUUACUACAGAAACUGUAAACACUACAGCAACUGCGUUCGAAACCGACACAGCUUUCACUACUGCAACUGUUAAUACUACCGCAACAGUGAACACCACAGCUACAGCCUUCCAGACUGACACGGUGACCUCAACUGUCAACAGUACUGCCACAGUCAACACGACAGCAACAGCUUUCGAGACUGACACUGUUUUCACUACUGCAACUGUCAACGCUACCGACACGAGCACCGCCACUGUGACAACAACACAGACUGUCUUUGUAACCGCUACCGAAACUCCCACCGAUGUGACAUCUACAGAGACCAACACUGAGACUCAGACUGUCGAUGCGACUUCUGUAGUGACUGAUACUGUUAACUCAACUUCUACAGUAGUUGUUACUGCUACCGUGACAUCUACUGUUGAUACUCCGGCCUCAAGCGCCAGCGCGACUCCUACGUCCGAUCCCGUCGCUUCACCAAGCCCUGUUUCUUCGGACCCGGUCAGUGCUUCCGGAGCCGCAUCUACUACAACCGUAGUAGUAGCCACAACGGAUACUACGAGUGCUGCUGGCACACCUGUUGCGUCAGUGUCCACAUCUUCUGCCGCUGCAUCCUCACCACCGGCUUCAUCUGCUGACGAUGGUUCAGCUCCAUCCUCCUUAGCCGCUCCAGCAACCUCCUCUCCAGCUGCUACUUCAUCUCCCGCAGCCGUUUCCUCUGACCCUACAUCUGAAGCUACUGGAGCCGCUUCUGGGGCUGCUACUACUACAACCACAGUAGUAGCACCCGUGGAUACUACGACUGCUGCUAGUGAUUUUGUUGCUUCAGACCCUACGUCUUCCCCAGCACCGGCCUCUUCUGAUCCUACUUCUGCCGCCACAGGAGCUCCUACUGGAGCUGCCACAACUACAGUCACUACGAGUGCCACAACAACUCCUAUUGCUGAAGAUCCAACUUCGGCAGUAGGUCCUUCAUCUGCCGCGGUCCCUUCUGCAGAAACUACUGAGACUACUACCGCCACUGGAGCUCCUACUGUCGCGACAACAACAGUCACUACAAGUGCUACAGCAACCCCUGUUGCUGAAGACCCAACUUCAGCAGCAGAUCCCUCGUCUGCUGCGGUCACUUCUGCAGAGCCUUCUACUGAGCCUACUGCAACUGCUACUGGAGCAGCUACCACUUCAAGUGCGGUCGAUGGCGCCCCCGUCGAUGACACCCCUACGCCUUCAGCUGAUUCUACCGACUCUGCUACUUCGACCGAGGAACCUACUGCCUCCGCCACUUAG
Fusarium oxysporum Fo47 is the source of this 2235-nucleotide messenger RNA. RefSeq lists its product as uncharacterized. The record is from RefSeq and is a predicted model, not a curated record. The coding region runs from base 1 to 2235 and encodes 744 amino acids. The transcript has 2 exons. NCBI's taxonomy places the organism in Eukaryota, Fungi, Ascomycota, Sordariomycetes, Hypocreales, Nectriaceae.